AUGAGUAGCAUACUUCACCCAAACAAACCAGAUUAUGUUGUUGACGGCAGGGUUGUACUGGACGGUUAUGUGGGUCAGUGUUCACACACGCAGGGUGAGACCAGUCCAUGGAUAACUGUGGAUUUAGGCACCAUCUACGUCGUACAAUACGCCACUCUCUUCAACAGAAUCGAUGCUCAUGGUGACCGAUUACGUAAUGUGUUCGUCACUUUGGGUGACACAGGUACAGAAUUCCCAGUGGAGUGUGGGCAGUUCAAGGGUCCUGGCGUAAAUGCAGAAGUGGCCCACGUUAUUUGUCCAAAUAACGCACGUGGUCGUUUUGUGAAAACCGAAAUUAAGGGUCAAACUCCUUCUGAGAUCGUGGUUCUGUGUGAAAUCAGAGUUUUAACUUCACCGUGA
Ostrea edulis (European flat oyster) is the source of this 399-nucleotide messenger RNA. RefSeq names its product fucolectin-like. The record is from RefSeq and is a predicted model, not a curated record. Lineage: Eukaryota; Metazoa; Mollusca; Bivalvia; Ostreida; Ostreidae. Bases 1 to 399 code for a protein of 132 amino acids. The transcript is spliced from 2 exons.